Molecule: messenger RNA, 4873 nt
Organism: Ictidomys tridecemlineatus (thirteen-lined ground squirrel)
Lineage: Eukaryota; Metazoa; Chordata; Mammalia; Rodentia; Sciuridae
Source: RefSeq, a predicted model, not a curated record
AAGAGUGGGCUAGGUCAGGUGACUUUCAAGUCCUUGACCACACCCCCACACCCCCCACACCCCAGAUUUCCCAGAGAAGUGGAACUGAUGUGGCUCAGGGCACUUCCAGCUCUGAACACACUGUACAGUACCUAUCUUCUCCACUGCCUCCUACUCCUACUUCAGACCUGUCCUAGCACCUGCUCCCAGCAUUCCCUGCCAGGUGUCCCCCAGGCAGCUUUGCUGUCCCCCCACAUUGUGUCUUCCCUGCCUCUGACUACAUACACCCUGUUAUAAUCACCUGUUGGCUUCUGUCUCCCCUGAUCCAUGAGGGUUCAGAACUUUUCUUACUCAUCUGUGUAUCUCCAGGGUCUGUGUAUCCCUAGCAUAACAAAAGGGAAUUUUGCUUGAAUAAAUUUUGCUGUCUGUAGGUGUUCUGGUCUGUGACAAAAGGUAUGCAGCUGUUUUGAGCUCCUGAGGUGGCUGGCCCAUGCCCAAGGAUGACAGAAGGAACCAGUUGUGGAAACUUCCAAAGUGAUUAAUUAUCCACUGGAGACAUUCCAUUCAUGCCAGCUGCUUUACCAACUGAACUCAGAGAAGGAAUGAUGGGCAACCCCCCCCUUCUCAUACCCACAGAUAGAGCUCGAAGCUUCUGUUAGUCUAAUGAGUGCAAUGCCAUGUAUAAAUGGAGUUUCACAGGCUAUUUAUGCCCAUUCAUUUUUGUAUAUUAAUCUUUUGGGAGCAUUUUACUGUCAACACAUAGCCUUCUGAAAUUCUAACAGGAGAUAUCUGGAUAGUGGAAUUCAAAAUGAGUUUUACUUUCUAUUUGGUAGUUUCAGCAUUUUGCAUUGAGCAAAUACCACUUGCAUAUGAAGGAGAUAAAAAGCUAAUUUUGUUUUUAAAUUCUUCAACAUAAUUUUUAAAUAACUGCUCAGAUUUCCAUCUUGAAGCUAAUAUUGUAAUUUACCUGACCAGGCAGGAGAACAUCGUGGUUCAGAUGUUUUGUCAAAAUGUGGCCCCACAGACAUCUACCCAUAAGCACUCAGAGUAUUUGCUGAGAACCAACACAGCCUUUCCAGAAAGAUGUGUGGUUCUGGGUACUUGAUCCCUGAGUGACCUUGGGCAGAUCAGUGGACCUUUCUGUGCUUUCCUUGUCAAUUUUAAAGGAGUCAAUAAUAGGCAACUGCAGAGAUGUUGGGAGAGUGACUCAGAUAAAGGACAGAAGGUGGCAGGCACGGUGCAAGCCCAUACAGGCUCUGGGAGAACGCACAGCUGCGUGACUAUUUUGUUCAAUCAGAUAUUUUUACAUUCCUCCUCCCUCCUGCAAAUCCAGGAGCCCGGCCCCUGUGUAGGCACAGGUGGGAGUUAGUGGCACAAGUCACACCCUUUGGGAACUGAAAGGUGUGUUUACUGAGUAAAAUGGCCAGCUCUACCAGACCCAAAGCCGCAGUGUCCAGGUCUCAACACAGGGAUUGAGACAUACAUGGACGAUAAUCCCCCACUCAGCCCACAAACAGGCAUAUUCAUUUUUUAAAAAUCUUUUUCUUCAUCUUUUACUGGGUUUUCAGGUAGGAGUUGAGUUCAAGCUGGGAGCCUGCCUGCUUCCCAGGGGCCUGUGAAACCCCUGGUGAGGCCAACCCAGGGGAAGAGUUCUGAAUCCAGGCCCCACUUUACAAAUGAGGAAACUGAGGUCCAAAGGGGUCUUGCCUCAAGUCAGUAGCUCAAGGUCACACAGCUGUUCCUUGUAGAGCUAGGAAUGAGAACCAGGAUGAGCAGCUUUAGAAUCUGUAUCCUGACUGCUAGGUUUUGCUGCCUCUGUUCAAGCUGUAACAAAGAGAAUUGGAAUCCCUUGAAGGGGGCUUGUUAAAAUCAAGCAUCUCCUCUGCCUCCUGCGCCUCUGCCCCUGGAUUCCAGUGGAGGAGUCUGAGGAGGUCCAGACAUCUGCAUUUUAAAUAAGGCCUUGGAUAUCCUAAGGAGGCACUGCUGUCCCUCUUCUCUAAGCCACUUGCCAGUGUGAGGCACAAGUCUGUCCUGUGUGUCCCAGGCCAGGGCACGUUCCACCACACCCAGUCGCUCACCUGGAACUUAAUCUGUGUGGAUCCAGGUAUAACAUUGCCACUCAUCCAAACCUGUUUCCCACUCCAGUGUUCUCCCCUUGCCCCUUCCUCUUUGCCUUUAAUGUGUUCUAGCUGAGAUCUCCUGGGCCCUGAACUUUCUUCAAAAUCCCCAGAUUGGUUCUUGUCUGCUUUCCUGUUUACUCUAUUUGGAGCAUCGACUGAGAACAGCCAGACUUCACACAAUGUCUUGGACAAAUCCCUUUCCCUCUUGGGACUGUCCUUCUUAAAUGGGAAAUUCAAUGGGGUGGAGUGGAGUUGGAGUUGGACUGAGUUUUGCAGAGCUCAGACCUCUGUCCCUUCUUCACCCAGUGACUUAUACAGUGGAGUCACAAGGAAGAUUUUAUUUGCCCGUGUUGUCUGGGGAAAAAAAAAAAAAAGUUGAAAACCAGUGGACCAAAAAUUCUCCGAGGAUACUUCUACCUCUGACACUUGAGGAUUCUAAUAUUUGGCCUUUGUCUUAGAAGGCAAAGUCUCCCACUGGCUGAUCCCAGUGCAGCCACAUCUCUUUGGCUGGGUGGCCCUGGCAGUGUCUGCAGGGUGGCUUCGGCUACCUGAGGGCCUUCCCUUCCUUGAGAGGGUGAUCCAGAGAGCCUUAGUUUGGCCUUAAGCCUGGCUGGACAUUUAAAAUCUCCACCCAUCUUCCAUCUUAUCUUCUUUUCUUGGAGACUGGGAGGCUCAGAGUGUCCUGGAGUGCACAGAGCUUGAGAACCAGCAAGCCUCAGCUUUGAAAUCCAGCUCUGCCUCUUCCUAGCUUCAUGACCUACAGAUUACUUAACUGCUAUGAGACUAGCUUCCCCAGUUUUCCUUCCUGUAAAAUUGGCCUAAUUGUCCCUAUUACACAUAGGACUAUUGUGAUGCUGACAUAAGAUAAUGGGUUAAAAGCCCUGGAUGCCUCUCUGAACAGGGAUGGGUCAAUAGGCACUGUGUGGCCAGUGCUUUCACUUUCAGGCCUUCCUGUAAGGCCGAGAAUGCAUACGGGACAGAACCAUUAUCCCUUCUCUCUAAUCCUGGACACAGAGCUGGGCUCAGUAAACAGUGACUGAGUGGGCAGAUGUGGUAUCCAGAUUAAAGACAGCUGCCCCUGCCCUACCCCAUGACAAACACCACCAGAUCCUAGACCCACCAUGACAAAAAGGACCCACGUCACCUUGAGGAGGCCAUACUGCAGCUGAGCAGAGGGCUCAGACCCAAGGAUGCAUUUCAUCUUCUCAGACGAGGCUGUGCUUCUGUUUGAUUUCUGGAGUGUCCACAGCCCUGCAGGCAUGGCCCUUUCUGUGCUGGUGGUUCUGCUCAUGGCUGUGCUGUAUGAAGGCAUCAAAGUUGGCAAAGCCAAGCUGCUCCACCACACUCUAAUGAACCUGCCCACUGCCACCAGCCAGCAGCUCAUCUUGGAGACAGACCAGGAUUCUGCAGGCACAGGCUCAGACUCAUCCCCAGUCAGCAGCACCAACCUCAGGUGGUUUUUGUGUCACUUUGGCCAGUCUCUAGUCCAUGUCAUUCAAGUGGUCAUUGGCUACUUCAUGAUGCUGGCUGUAAUGUCCUACAACAUCUGGAUUUUCCUCGGUGUGGUCCUGGGCUCGGCUGUGGGCUACUACCUAGCCUACCCACUUCUCCGCCUGGUUUAGCUGGUGAAGGAUUUGCAGGCACUCAGGGCUGGAGGGAGCUGGGCACCUUCUUCCAGGCAUUGUACUUCAGUGGAUUUUUCUCCUGGUGGCCAUUCCUCACCUCCUUUUCAGCUCCUGGCAAAUUGGAGCUGAAGCCAGCACUUGUUCCCUGGAGUUCAGAGGCCACUGAAGUCACCCUCUCCUCGGCCAGCCUGCACAGGGCUGGGCCUAUUCUGGUGCCUUAAGAAGGCUGCUGUGACCAAUGGAGAAAGAAAGCAGAGACUACAGCCUGGGGACAGGGUUGCUGAGCCUAGACACACCCCUGUGACGCAGGAAUAAGAAUUUCCAAAGAUCUUCAGGACAGGGAGGUGGGAUCUGGGUGAGGAAGGCCACAGAACCUGGAAACCCUCUCUCUGCUUUGUGCCUUAUCGACAGGAGCAUCUUUCUGGACUUCUGUCUUUGGGGGACAGAGACCAAAAUAGCUCCUUUUUAUGACCUUCGUGCCUUUGGAACACAUAGUUUGUCCACAUGAUCCAUAGAAUAGACUAAGACUUUUACAUUUUUCCCACUGAACUCCUGAUUAGCACUUUUGCACAUUCAUACAAAACAAAGUUUUUCAAAGAAAUUAUUUCAUCUUAUUCAUGAUGUAAGGCAGCAACCGCUGAGACCUGCCUCCCUUUCUUGGGGAGAGAAUAAGUGACAACUGAUUAAAGGCAGCUGGUUUGUCCUCUGGAUGGACUGAGCUCCUUCCACCCGACAGCACUGCCCACAGGGGAGGGUGAUCUAAUGGCCGAGGUGUCUGGGAGCGCCUCAUGACCUCAAUGUCCCCCCCUUUUAAUCUGGAUCCUCUUUUAUCACUUACUACCCACUCAUAGAGACCUGUGGGGAAACAAAUUCAGUUACUGAAAAUACAGGUUAAGCCUAAGGGGACAUCGACUGGAUGCAGGGAGCAGUCAAACCAAAGCCAGUGCAUUUUUAGUUAGACAAACUCUGGAUAUUUUAACCUCUUCACUUUACAGAAAAGAAAAUCUUUUUAUCACUUUACAGGGAGAGAAAAUCGCUGCUGUGGACUAUAAUACCCAUGUUCAAGUACCUCACAGGCUAGAUGAAAAGAUGUCUUAAGCUUUGGGAAUUAAAAACAAUUACAUUUUAAUAAAUACAUAUUUUUAAACA